GCUGUUUACCCUUGGACAGGCCUCGACAAUUUGUAACCCUUAGCAAAUCUACAGCAGCUCCAACUCAUAUAAGCACAAAUUAGAGCCGGCCUCCAAAAGCUGGUGGAAAUCCGCACUGCUCGAUGCUCAAGAAUUUGGCAAGCCAUCAACAUUUCAGAGGGUACUUUAAAUGUUUUGCUUUGAGACCUAAUACAGCAUUUCCCGCUUGUCAACAUGAACAGCCCAGGCAAAAAAAAAAAAAAAAAAAAAAAAAAGCAAAGUACAUUUCCCUCAGUACCAGUCAGAUGUUACACUCAGUCGCUGAACCAAUCUCACCUACAGGGGCUGUGGAGACCAGAAGAAUCGUGUCUGGAAUUAUCUCUUCUGUAUCCUGGAUUCUGUUGACGAAGCUUGCCUCGAGAUUCCUGAACAUGGAGAAAUAGAGAGAUAAACCCAAAAGAGAGGGAGUAAAUGGUUCACAAUCUUGAUCUUUGCCUCCAGAAGCGAGAAGAUGGACAACUCAACCUCAGAGCCUCCAAAGCAGCCCUGCUCCUGGAACGUCCUGAUCACACGGCAGAUCAUUCCCGGGUUGUACUGCGUGGUCUUCAUCACGGGGAUUCUUCUCAACGGAAUAUCAGGAUGGAUAUUCUUUUAUGUGCCCAGCUCCAAGAGUUUUAUCAUCUAUCUCAAGAACAUAGUUGUGGCUGACUUUCUCAUGGGCCUGACUUUCCCUUUCAAAGUCCUUGGUGACUCGGGUCUCGGUCCCUGGCAGGUGAAUGUGUUUGUGUGCAGGGUCUCUGCCGUGAUCUUCUAUGUUAACAUGUACGUCAGCAUCGUGUUCUUCGGGCUCAUCAGCUUUGACAGGUACUAUAAGAUUGUAAAGCCCCUUUUCACUUCUAUCGUGCAGUCAGUGAACUACAGCAAACUGCUGUCCGUGCUUGUAUGGACGUUCAUGCUUCUCCUUGCCGUCCCAAACAUCAUUCUGACAAACCAGAGCGUCAAGGACGUUGAGAAAGUACAGUGCAUGGAACUCAAGAAUGAGCUGGGGCGGAAGUGGCACAAGGCGUCUAACUACAUCUUCGUGAGCAUUUUCUGGAUUGUGUUCCUCCUGUUAAUCAUCUUCUACACGGCCAUCACGAGGAAGAUCUUUAAGUCUCACCUUAAGUCCAGAAAGAAUUCCAUCUCGGUCAAAAGGAAGUCUAGCCGCAAUAUAUUCAGCAUUGUGUUCGUAUUUGUUGUCUGCUUUGUGCCUUACCACAUUGCCAGGAUCCCCUACACAAAGAGCCAGACGGAGGGUCAUUACAGCUGCCAGGCCAAGGAGACCCUGCUCUACGCGAAAGAAUUCACUCUGCUACUCUCUGCUGCAAAUGUGUGUCUGGACCCCAUUAUUUAUUUCUUCUUAUGCCAGCCAUUUAGAGAGGUCUUAAAUAAGAAGUUACACAUGUCACUGAAAGUCCAGAAUGACCUAGAGACUUCCAAAACCAAAAGGGAAAAUACAAUUCACGAAAGCACCGAUACUUUGUAAGCUGCCAUCCCCGUUCCAAUUAUUAUCGGUCUUGUUACAGGAUAAUUAAGAUUUACGAAUAAAAAGCAGGCUUAAGACAACGAACAGCUUAGCCAGCAAUGUUAUCUAAUAAUGUGUAUGAAGUCCAAAAAAAAAAAAAAGUAUAAUAAAAAUAAAAUAUAAGUUUUCAUGUAAAAUGAAAGGCUGUGGCACAUCACAAUUUUCUAAAACAAAAUGAAUGGAGGAAGUGGCAUGUGGGUGCUGGUCUGUGAGUUACCAAAACUCAAUCCGUCCUCUUCUAUUCACUGGCUUCUUAGAAGACACCCAGUCUUUCAGAUGUUCCUCCUAAGCAUUCUUCUAAGUAACACUCACAACCUAUUUCAUACUUUGUACUAUGUAUGUGUCAAUAAACAAGUUGUUUUCAAAA
Arvicanthis niloticus (Nile rat) is the source of this 1910-nucleotide messenger RNA. It is a transcript of the gene P2ry14, whose product is annotated as purinergic receptor P2Y14. Gene Ontology annotation, cellular component: membrane. The record is from RefSeq and is a predicted model, not a curated record. Gene Ontology annotation, biological process: G protein-coupled receptor signaling pathway. NCBI's taxonomy places the organism in Eukaryota, Metazoa, Chordata, Mammalia, Rodentia, Muridae. Gene Ontology annotation, molecular function: G protein-coupled purinergic nucleotide receptor activity.